This is a messenger RNA of Cladophialophora immunda, 921 nucleotides long. RefSeq lists its product as uncharacterized. Lineage: Eukaryota; Fungi; Ascomycota; Eurotiomycetes; Chaetothyriales; Herpotrichiellaceae. Gene Ontology annotation, molecular function: oxidoreductase activity. Bases 1 to 921 code for a protein of 306 amino acids. The record is from RefSeq and is a predicted model, not a curated record. The transcript is spliced from 6 exons.
AUGCCUGACAUCUCCGAUUCUGUCGCGGACGGGAGCAACGCCGACCACCCUGUCGCCUCGAGCUCAACCACGUCCACGAACACAGGCCUCAAGGCGAAGAGAGCAGGCCCAAACGCUCCAGGAGUAGCAUUCGUGACGGGAGGGGCACGAGGGUUGGGAAACGCAAUCGCCGUGUCAUAUGCACGAGAAGGCGCCAGAGGGGUCGUCAUCGUCGACAUUCAGGACGAAAAGACUUGCGAAGCAGGGAAGAAAGCUGUCGAGGCUUAUGGAACUGAGUGUCUCGUCAUCAGAGCGGAUGUCACGCAGGAACAGGAGGUCGAAAGAGCCGUGAAAGAAGCCGUCGCCAGAUUCGGACGGAUCGACUAUGCAGCAAACUUUGCAGGAGUUAUCGGCCCUGGCGAAAGGAUCAGCGAGAUCGAGUUGAAGGACUGGGAGAAGGUCAUGGCAGUCAACUCGACCGGGGUGUUCCUCUGUAACAAAUAUGAGAUGAGGCAGAUGGCCGGCCAGGAGUCGAUUGAAGUUGAGCCCGGGCGGCCCUUGCAACGAGGUGCGAUCGUAAACUGCUGCUCGGUAAAUUCAAUGCUGUCCAUGCCAGGCACCGGUGGCUACACGGCGUCCAAGCACGCCGUGCUGGGCAUAACCAAGGCGGCAGCACUAGAAGGGCGGCAGCACGAUGUUCGCGUCAAUGCCAUCUCUCCGGGUUUCUUAUUGACCCCCAUGGUCGAAUCCAGCGUAAUGGACGAGGCUGGCCGUCUAGGCAAUGCACUCUGGUCUUACUUUGAAGCCCGCCAAGGACGGAAAGCGGAUUUUGCUGAGAUUGGCGACGCGGUUGUGCUCAUGAGUCUGCCUCGAAUGAGCUUGGUCAACGGGCAGAACCUGUUCUGUGACGGGGGUUUCACCAUCAAUGAGGGAAAUUUUUGA